Molecule: messenger RNA, 3078 nt
Organism: Stegodyphus dumicola
Lineage: Eukaryota; Metazoa; Arthropoda; Arachnida; Araneae; Eresidae
Product: cullin-1
Biological process (GO): ubiquitin-dependent protein catabolic process
Cellular component (GO): cullin-RING ubiquitin ligase complex
Molecular function (GO): ubiquitin protein ligase binding
Source: RefSeq, a predicted model, not a curated record
CCUUUUUCGAUUACUGUAUAAUUAAUUUUGCUACAAAAUAUUAAUUUUUAGUUUUGAAACCAUAGAUCUUAUAAUUUGUACCAUGUAAAGCGUUUUGCUUGGAAAUAUAUAGUUCGCUGUGAUUUAGCAUACAAUGUUUGUAUACGGUAAAUUAUGUAAUCACCCAAUGACCCGAAUUUUCGUCUGUUCAUGAGAGGAAGCAUUAUUAAAGGAGUACUUGAAAUGUCAUCCUCUGAAAACAGUUUCAAAGUAGAGGACAUGUGGUGCGAGCUGAAAUCAGGUAUUGAGCAAAUUUAUGCAAAUAAUGUAUCUAAGACGGAUUAUUUACGACUUUAUACUCUAGUGUAUGAUCUUUGUACUGUCGCAAAUUACGGAUGUACUUCGUCUAAUAAUCAUCAGUUGCAUUCAAGAUUGACUCAUUUCUUUCGAGCUCAUCUACAAAAUGUGUAUGAAAAAUGUGAAGAUUUAAUAGACGAAUCACUUUUGCUUCAUUACAUGCAACUGUGGCAAGAUUAUCGUUUUUCUAGUAAAGUUUUAGGUGGAGUAUGUGCUUACUUAAAUAGACAUUGGGUCAGACGCGAAAGAGAGAAAAGUCGAGUUGAAGUCCUAGAAGUUUAUCACCUUGCAUUAUUAUCAUGGAGGGAGCAUCUCUUGGAACCUCUGAAACGGAGAAUGUCAAAUGCUGUUUUAAAGCUGAUAGAGAAAGAAAGAAAUGGUGAAAUUGUCAACACUAGACUCAUUAGCAUUGCUCUAAAUUCAUACAUUGAAGUGGGAGUCAAUUGUGCUGAUCCAUAUUCUAAUGAGCCAAAUUUAUUUUUAUACAAAGAAGCAUUUGAAACAGCAUUUUUGUCAGAAACUGAAAGGUUUUAUGCUACAGAAAGUGCUUGUAUUAUUCGCAAAAAUCCCGUAUCUGAAUUCAUGAAAAAAAUUGAAACUUGGUUUCAGGAUGAACAAAGGAGGGCUCAGGUAUAUCUCCAUGAAUCAACUCUGGAUGCCUUGGUCAAAAUAUUAGAAAGUGUUGCUAUAGGAAAAUAUAUCGAAACACUGCAUUCAGAAUUCCAAACUUUAUUGACUUACAAUAAAUUAGAAGAUUUAAAACGGAUGUAUAAAUUGCUUUCUCGUGUGUCAGGUGGUUUAUGUCAGCUUAAAAAGCAGUUUCAGGAUUAUGUCGCGCAGCAGGGUCUCGAAGCAGUGGAAAAAUACAAUGAAGCUGAUAUGAGUGAUCCUAAAGCGUACAUAAAUGCUAUUCUAGAAAUCCAUCAGAGGUACAAUGCUAUCGUAAUUGUGGCUUUUGAUAGUGAAGCUGGUUUUGCUACUGCUUUGGAUAAGGCUUGUGAAAAAUUCAUCAAUAAAAAUGCAGUUACAGAAAGUAGUGGCUCUUCCAGUAAAUCUGCUGAACUGUUGGCUAAGUAUUGUGAUCUCUUGCUGAAAAAGAAACCUAGUGAUGCUGAAGAAAUAGAAGUGGUAGAUAAUUUGGUUCAAGCUAUGAUAAUAUUUAAAUAUAUUGAAGAAAAAGAUAUUUUUCAAACCUUUUACAGCAAAAUGUUAGCUAAAAGGCUUGUGCAACAGGCAAAUUCAUCGAAUAAUGAUGAUGCUGAGACAAUCAUGAUUGCCAAGUUAAGAGAAGCCUGUGGUUUUGAAUAUACUGCAAAGUUGCAGAGAAUGUUCCAGGAUGUUUGUGUAAGUCGAGAUCUCAACGAACAGUUUCGAAAAUUGGGAGAACUGGAUCUCGAUUUCACCAUCAAUGUCAUUAGUUCAUCAUCAUGGCCUUUCCACCAGUCUCUGCCAUUUUCCUUACCCCAAGAAUUGGAGCAAAGUGUUCAGCAAUUCACAAAUUUUUAUUGCUCCCGUUAUAGUGGAAGAAAAUUACAUUGGUUACAUAGUUUAUCCAGAGGAGAGUUGGUUGCUAAAUGUUAUGACAAGCCUUACACAUUCCAAGCAUCUACAUUUCAAAUGUCUGUUCUCUUGCAAUUUAAUAUGGGGAACAAAUUUUUAGUUUCACAACUGGAAGAGAGCACUAGCAUCCGGUUAGACAUUCUUCUUCAAAUAUUACAAGCUCUUAUUAAAUUUAAAUUGUUAAAAAUAGAAAAAGAAAGUGUCCUGACACAAUCAUCUACAGUCUCAUUAUCUCUUGCAUACCGGAGUAAAAAACUGAAGGUGAAUAUCAAUGUACCCAUAAAAUCAGAAGCAAAAUGUGAACAGGAAUCUGUGCAAAAGUGUGUGGAGGAAGAUAGAAAACUGCUUAUUCAAGCUGCUAUUGUAAGAAUUGCAAAAACUAGGAAGGUAGUCAAACAUCACAUUUUGCUGUCUGAAGUUUUAAAUCAGCUCUCUCACAGAUUUAAGCCUAAGAUACCUAUCAUCAAAAGAUGUAUUGAUAUAUUGAUUGAAAAAGAAUAUCUAAAAAGAGUUGAAAAAGAUUCCUAUUGUUAUAUGGCAUGAUUCCGUUCCUCCAUCAUACAUUGCUGUAUGUAUCUUGAAAUUCCAAAUUAAAGUGUAAAAAUGUAUUUAGCAGCAUUCAAAUUGAAAGAUAUAAAUAUUUGUAUAUUUUGCUCAUUUCCAUCAAUCAGAUGUCAUGUUGAAUGAAGUCUUUUUAAUGUGCAAUAAUGAUAAAUGUUACAGGUGAAUUGUUUAACUUUUAUUUAUAUGUAGAUUUUGCGAUUUUUAUAUUGAAAGGGGAUUAAUACCUGACAGAAAGUUGAUUUUUUUCAUCCAAAUCGUGUAUAACAUACUCAUGCAUUAAUAGACCUUUAAAUUUGGCACUUUAUGAAAGUAUAUUAUCUUUUAGUUCAUAUGAAUGAAUUGAUCUGAAAAGUAUGCAUAGUUUUCACAUUAAUGAAAUUAAUUGUGUUUUUAGAUAUGUGAAAUCUAUAUUAUUGUCUACUAGUUACAUUUUCAGUGUCGAAAUCCUGUACAGUCAUUACUGAAAGGUGACAUUACUACUGAUAGGAAUAAAAGGAAAAUAUACUUUGGUUAUAUUUGUUCCCUUGCCUUAAUUGUAUAAAAUACAUUAAGCUCACCUUGAAUAUACUUUGCUGUUAAUACAUGAAUAAUUUUUAAAUAAAAGAAAUCAGUAUUUUC